This is a messenger RNA of Melanaphis sacchari, 1202 nucleotides long. Its product is annotated as nucleosomal histone kinase 1-like. Gene Ontology annotation, biological process: peptidyl-serine phosphorylation; signal transduction. Gene Ontology annotation, cellular component: cytoplasm; nucleus. The transcript has 8 exons. Gene Ontology annotation, molecular function: ATP binding; protein serine/threonine kinase activity. The record is from RefSeq and is a predicted model, not a curated record. Lineage: Eukaryota; Metazoa; Arthropoda; Insecta; Hemiptera; Aphididae. Bases 183 to 1139 code for a protein of 318 amino acids.
GGUUUUGACUUUUAAGUUUUAUUUAGUAUUAAGUUAUUUUAUAACUAAUAAGUUGUAUAAAUAGUGUGUUUUACCUUUCAUUUUUUUUUCCAUUAAUUGUUUGUUCCUACUUAUUUUGAACUUCCACUAACUACCUAACUGACGUGACGUUCAUUGCUGCGUUAAGUAUAAUUUUGUGGAAUAUGAGCAAAAAAGCAAAAACCACACCUAAAGAAGAAUUACCUCCAGGAUCAUUAUUAAAAGAUAUUAAAGGUAUUGAAUGGGAAAUUCAAAAUAUAAUUGGUAGUGGAGGAUUUGGAUAUGUUUAUAGUGGAACGAAACAUAAGUCUAGAACAAAAACCGAAUAUGCAAUUAAGACAGAAAAUAUGGAAAGUGGACCCCUGUUUGUAGAGCGGAUGUUUUAUCUUAAAAAUGUGAAGGAAGAAGAUGUUAAAAAAUGGAUAACAAUUAAAAAGUUGAAAGAAUUACCAAUUCCAAGAUUCUAUGGUUUUGGGAGUACUAUUCACAAUGAUAAUAAAUAUAGGUUUAUAGUCAUUGAAAAGUUUGAUAAAGACUUGGAGACAUUUCUUCAAACUGUUUCAGAUAGCUUACUACUAGGAGCUGUUAUUAACAUAGUUCGACAGAUUAUUGAUGCCUUAGAGUUUAUACAUGAAUGUGGAUAUGUUCAUUGGGAUAUAAAAUGUCAAAAUAUAUUUAUUGGUAAAAAACCAAAAAAUAAUCAUGUGUAUUUAGGAGAUUUUGGUAUGGUAACUAAAUAUAAAACUGAAGAUGUUAAGCCAGAUAAAAAAUGUGCUAAUAAUGGUACAUUAAAUUAUAUAGCUUUAGAUGGCCACCUUGGAAUGCAUACUCGGCGAGGUGAUUUGGAAAGUCUAAUGUACAAUGGCUUAGAAUGGUUAAAAAUAAAAUUACCUUGGAAAAAUUUAACAUUGCCAAAAACCAUUAAGUCUAAAAGUGAGAUGAAAGAAGCAAUUUUAGCUGCAGGGCCAAAUAAAAAAAUUUAUGAUUUUAAUAAUGUACCAAAUUGUUAUUUUGAAACCAUGAAUUUGAUUUAUAAUAUGGAACCUGCUGAAAAACCAGAUUAUGUUUUGUUGAAAAAGCUGCUAAAGCAGUAUAAAACAGAGAAGUUGAGUUCAAAAUAACAACUACUCAAGUAAAAUGUAAUUUUUAUAAUAAAGUAAAUAAACAAUGAAAUGUUAAGUAUA